Messenger RNA from Phlebotomus papatasi, 2849 nucleotides. RefSeq lists its product as uncharacterized. Gene Ontology annotation, cellular component: phosphatidylinositol 3-kinase complex. The record is from RefSeq and is a predicted model, not a curated record. The transcript has 8 exons. NCBI's taxonomy places the organism in Eukaryota, Metazoa, Arthropoda, Insecta, Diptera, Psychodidae. Gene Ontology annotation, biological process: phosphatidylinositol phosphate biosynthetic process; intracellular signal transduction. Gene Ontology annotation, molecular function: 1-phosphatidylinositol-3-kinase regulator activity. Bases 187 to 2526 code for a protein of 779 amino acids.
GUCGACAGGCGGCCAUGUUUGUCGUCUAAAAUUGCGAAAAAAUCCAAUUUAUUUUUGCUGUGUGUUUUUCUCGAAGAAUUCCCAAGGAUAAAGCACGGAAAAUUUGUGAAAAAUAGUGACAAACGCUUGGAAAAACUGUGUCACAAUGUUCAAUCAUUGCAUUGUGUGGUUGAGUUGAGAUUGAGGAUGGAUGUGCCACAAGAUGAUGUUGAAUCGGGGGUGGAACAAAGAAAUUUGCAUAUGCGAAAUUCCAGAGAAAAUCACCAUGUAAGCUCAGUCACGUCCCUCAGUGAUGACUCUGGCUUCUCUGGGCUGCCACACACCAGCAGCUCCAUCUCCAGUGGUGACUCCAGUCGCCUGGGACCGUGCAAAUUUGAGUUUGAGCUGGUGGAGAGUGACGGUGAGUUUGACUCCCUGGACAAUUGCUCGGAUGGUGGCAUGAGUGCUGAGAACUUCAAUACACUGAAGAAGGGACCUCUGGCACCAAUAGAUCCACCCCCAGAAUUUCAGGAUUCACCCCAGACCACACUCCUGCGAUCACCAGUCAUUCAGGACUUUGCCAAUACUCUCACUGAGGAUAUUAUCACUGAAGCUGCUGUGGCUUGCUCCAGGAUUCAGAUUGCCGAGGAGCCAGAGCCAAGUUUCAGUGACUACUACGCCCAAUUUGACACCCUCAAGAAGCCUCUGAAGGGAUCCUUGGGAGAACGUGUUCGAGUUACUCCUCAAAUCUACGCCAGUGACACUGUUCUCAAUUCCUACGACUACUCAAUCAAGGAUUAUACCGACGACAAUAUCUACGACGAGCCCAACGGGGAGGUUUUCACAUCUUCAACGUCUGACGUUGAGGCCUUUCAGGGUUACCUCAUGGUGCCGAAUCGCACCAAGACAGAUUCAGAGUCUCCGCUUCGGGAGUGCACAAGUCAGCAUUUGAGAGUCCUCCAGACACCCUGUGGCAGUUGCUACAGGCGCAAGACACCACCAAAGUCAACCCUGUACAGUCCGUUGCAUCACACGGGCAGCAAUUUGAGUACGGGGAAUCGUCCCAAUUCCCGCAAUUCCCUCACCUCUCGACUGUCAAGUUCGCACAAUAGUCUCAGCAUCAGCGCCUCCAAGGCCGAUGAUUCAAGUUUCAUCACUCAGGCCAUGUCACACGAUGCGCUGACGGGUCGGGAAAUCUCGGAUUUCUACAAUGUGCCAAUUGAUUCGGACGUCUAUGCCCUGCCAAUUGAUAUGGUGCGUCCGGAGAAGGGUAGUAGUAGCAAGGGACGGAGUCGGUUGAAGUAUGUGAGAAAUAAUAAAAAACGUCGGAAAGAUGACAAGAGAACUGCCACAAAGGCAUCCAAAACCAUUGAUAAGCGUCACAGUGUUCCGGAGAAUUGCAUUCAACCUGAAUCUAAGCGUCUUCUGCACAAUCUCUAUGCCAAUUCCAGUGAUUCGAGUGAGGCCACAAUGCGAAAGCCCAGAGUAAUUCCGUGGGGUCGUAUGAAGUGUUCAGAGACGAGUGUGCAAUUGUCAGGGCAUUCACAGGUGUUGACUGGUGGGAAUCCCACCAAGAACACACCACAAAGUUCAACAGGAAAGUCAUCUGGGGCCAAGAAGGCUAACAGUGAAAAUGGACUCAAUAACAAUAUCAGUGGAAAAGUGCCAAAGUUCCAUCAGCACAAAAAAGCCCAAUUCUCAAUUCAUUUGAAUCUCAAACAGAAAUUCUGUAGCAUUUUUCGCUUUAGGAAGUCUCAGCAGAAGCCGAAUCGAAAUGCCAAUGUUCACAAUAAUAAUCAAGGAGAGAAUUGGGACUAUGAAGCACAGCAGAAUGGCACGGCAAAGGGUGAUUCCAAGAAGAAGAUAAUACUGAGGGCUCUGCCUCCGCUUCCCGGACGAGAUUCGACAGAAACUGCAAAUGUGAGCACAGCAAACGACACUGGAAAUGCGAGUGAAGAGGAAAAUUCUGUAGACGAUGGUCUUGUGAAAAUGGAUUUUACGUCGAGCAUUGAAAAGAUCAAGCAGUACGGUUGGUAUUGGGGUCCGAUUUCAAGUGAAGCUGCCGAGAGGAUACUCUCAAAUGAGCCCGAUGGAAGUUUUAUUGUGCGUGACAGUUCAGAUGAUCACUAUAUUUUUUCCUUGACAUUCAAACUUAAUCGAUGCGUGCGUCAUGUGAGAAUUGAACAGGAUCAAGGAACUUUCUCAUUUGGCUCCUAUGCCAAAUUUAAAUCACGCACAAUUGUGGAGUUUAUCGAGAAGGCAGUGGAACAUUCACGAAGUGGAAGGUACCUCUUCUUCUUGCAUCGAAGACCAGAACAUGGACCAAUGCGUGUGCAACUAACGAAUCCCGUGUCUAGAUUUAAGCAUGUACAAAGUUUACAGCACAUGUGCAGAUUUGUAAUUCUAAAGGCUGUUGUAAGGAAGGACUUGAUCCAAACACUCCCACUACCUAGAAGGAUCAUAGACUAUUUGAGCUACAAGAAUGUCUACUCGGAGCAAAUUGAGAGUGAUAGUUCUACAUCUCAGGCUUCAAAUGGUCAAUCAUGAAAUUCCUCUAUGUAAGUUCUGUGAAGAAACAAAAAAAAACAAACUCUUUUUGCAAUUGAUAGAAGAUGAAGGAAGAAAAUUUGCAUGAAAUUUUAGGUGCUAAACUUUUAAAUUGAUGUUUAUAAAGAAAAGAUGAAGAGAAAGAAGGAAAAAAACUCUUAAGAGGUCUUCUAGAGACAAAAUUAUCUCGGGAAGUAAAUCAUUCGCAAUACCAAAUGUUUCAAUAAUUUUCGCUUUUUUAGUUGUAAGGUUGUUUUUUUUUUUGGAGGAGAUAGGAAAAAUGAUAAUACUGAUGAAUAAAAAUAAAAAUGCAUAAAUAGAAA